AUGGAUCAAAUGUUUAGAGCCGGAGAGUUUGUUCAUAGUCAUUUUCACGAAAUGAAAUUCAACUUCUCUGAUUUGUAUAGUAAAUCUCCGCAAGAAAUUUAUGUACGGUCUAGUGACUAUUCCAGAACUCUCAACAGGUGAGAACUACAUGACUGUAUACCUUAGUCUUCUUUCCUGCUGUUUUUUUUGUUUUUUUUUUUUGUCGUCAUGCAGUGAAUGCUGCUCUGCAUCACACCACAAAAAUAUGGGUGCAUAGAAGACUAGAAUUACCUGGGUCUCUGUGAUGUCUUGUGUUUUCUCAAUAGCACUUAAAGUUGUGUUCUACAUUGGUUGUAAAGCAAGCCAACGUGGAUGUCAUUUCUUUGUCUUGACUUUUUUUUAAGUGCACUGAGUUUUCUUCUUGGAUUAUACCCACCAAGGAACCAAACGCUUAAUGUCUCUUAUGUUCACGACGUUUUCCAUGCUCCAUAUGACAUACAACAGGUCAGUGUGUUACCAUCAUAAUUUCUUCUUUUGACUUUAUAGGGGUCAGUGUGCAAAGAAAGUAGCGUCCGAUAGCCCGGGGCUAGUGGAUUUUGCUAUCUGGCUAGUGAAUUCUGUCUUUAACUUGCCCGAUGGGCAAGUGAUGUUUUUUUGAGGAAUUCGAAUAACAGAAGAACUGUGAAAUCAAUUCUGCUUGUCAAAAAGCUUUUGGGGCUAGUUGAAAUGAUGACUAGGCUAAUAAAUACUAGCUUCAGCUUGCCCAAAAGGCAACCUGUAAAAAUGAUUUUCUUUGCACCCUGCUUUAUAGGGGAACACCAAGGUUAAGAAUUCCUUGGUGGCCAGAGGCAAACUAGAUGGCUAUUUACAAGUGUGACUAAGUAGUUCAACCUGGGACUUAACUGAAAACAAAUUCAGCUAGCAGUUGGGUUGGGGACUGAACUAGGUACCUCCAGGUAGUAAUUCCAGUGCUCUAACCACUGGACCAGAUUACAAUGAUUCCAGCACUCUAACUCCUUGGUUAAGAAGAAAGAGAAAAGACAGUCAUGCUGGCCCAUGACUGAAGACUGCCAUGAACCAACUCUAGGAGAUGCUGGCAACCAGUGUUAGCCUAUUUUAAGCUUGCUGUUCCCUUAAGCAAUUUGAAACCUGCAGUUAGCUCAUUGAGCUAACUGGGUGGUGCUCUUUGUUCUGGUGUUACAUGUAGUUGCUUUUUCAGACUUGCUUUCAAAUAAUAAGGGAAAGUUCAUUUAAUAUGACAAGGUGGGGGGAUGAAGAUAUUGAAACUCGAAGCUUGAAAUUUUAGCAGCCCCCCUCGCUAGCGGUUCAAUUUUUUAGGAGCCCCCUCCUUGGUAGUCGAAAAAAUUUCAGAGCCCCCAUCCUCCUUGAAUUCCUUUGCUCCCCUGAAAAAAGAUCGCUAGACUGUAUUAAAUAUAUUUACCAUUAUUGUCUUCAAUGGUUUAUACUAUGACAAACUUGAGAUACAGUUGUGAUACAAUUUUCUUAAGCAUUUUUAGGAUGAACAAGAGUGUAAUAAUUACUGAGACUACAUUUGUUAUAUCUGUAAACCACGUGACGUAGCUGAGUUGCACAGGUCAUAAAUUGUUGAGUUGAAAACCAUCCGAUCUGUAUGAUGAUGUCAUGUGUUGGUUUUGAAGUAUACAAAUUUUCGGAGCCCCCCCUCAAUAUCUUCACCCCCCCUUGUCAUAUUAAAUGAACUUUCCCUAAUGCAGGAAACCCUCUAUAACCUCUACAGAAUGAACAUAUCUCGUUAUUCUGACGGUUGUUUUGGUCCCAAAGAAACCAAAAUUCAUUGCCUCAGUUAAAAUUAAUGCAACUAUCCCUGUUAUGUGGGCACUUGGCUUUGCUCUCUUUGGUGUCCACAUCAGUGAAAUCUGACUGUAUUUACAUUUUAUUGGCAGGUUCCAAUUCACACUGUUGCUGUCGAGAAUGAUCAGCUCCUAAGAGGGUGGCUUUCCUGUCCUGAGCUGACGAAAAAAGUCACUGCUUUCUAUGAGAGUAAAACAUUUCAAGAGAAAGAAGCAGAAAGUGCCAGUCUUAGAAAAACACUGGCAAAUGUAUUGGGGAUUGAGAAAAUUGAACUCAAAGACUUCUAUAAUGUGUAAGUAAGAGCAUUAUAUUUCUGAUCGGUCAAAAACCACAAAAACAUGUUAUUUUAUACUGAAAAGCAAACCAGAAGUAUGAGUUUUAAGUGUAAAGAAAUGACGUCCCUUGACAUUUUGCUCUUUUUAGGUAUGACUACGUUAAUCUUCAUCGCAUGUACAACCACACUUUUAGUCUUAACAUCACUGAAAAGGAGUGGGAUAAGAUUGAAUCGUUGGCAGAUUGGGUGGAAUAUAACAAAUACAGCAAAGGAAUUAUCGGUGAUAUCGGCGGAGGACUUUUGGCCAAUGAGAUUGCCAUGAGCUUCAGAAAUGUUACAGAAAAACCAAGUAAACUGAAGGUUUGUUUGUUUUUUAAGACAUCCUUUACCCAUCUAGGUCUUAACUGCUUUUUAUAAGACCCACUUCAUACCUUUAAUUUUAUGGGUGCUCUUCUUAUUUCUUCCGAGAAAACCACUGUUGAUCGAUCGUGUCGACGGCUUCCUCGUAACAAGGGAUGGUUCGAGGACGUAUACCGGCACAAACACUGAUUAGAGGUUCAAGAAAACGUUCCGUGUAUCAGAAGCCACCUUUACCUUUAUCCUUGGUGGUAUUCAAUACGAUUUACGACGUAAUACUGUCAUCAUCAUCAUCAUCAUCAUCAUCAUCAUCAUCAUCGUCAUCGUCAUCGUCAUCGUCGACAAAAAUCACACAUUUCAGCGUUCAUUAAUCAGUAAUAAGAACUAAGUUAUUUAACAAUGAAGUGCAUUUAUUUAUUUUAUUCUUUUCUUUUCAGUUGCGGUAUUACUCAGCUCACUAUCCUACCAUGUUAUCGCUGUUUACUUCACUUGGGUUAAUCAAAGAUUCUCAGAGUCCUUUGAGUAAAAUCCCGAAUUAUGCGUCUCUUGUGUUCAUUGAACUACUGAGGAAUUCUAAAAACAAAUACUUCGUUCGAUUUUCUUUCAAGAAUAAUUUAUUGGAGGUAAGUUUUUUCCCCUAAAUGUUUAUGGCAACCAUGCAUUUUCCUUAGAGUGAAUUAAAAUCAAACAAGGCCCAUAAUUCGUUAUAUUUCUUGCAAGCUAUUUUCUGUUUUAGAAGACGUGUUUGAUGAAUUAGAAAAUAUGUAGAACGUGGCCUGGUUUUUUAAGUUUCAAUCAAAACAGCAGUCUUGUUCUGAAAAAAUUCACGAUCACAACAUCACUAACAACAGUUCCAAGCUCAAAUCGCCAGAAUAAUAGCAUUUACGGGCUGAAAGAGUUAUCAGAUCAGCAAGUAAGUAACCUGGAAAAAACAACCGACAUUUUGUGACGCCAUCGCUGGUUUCCCCACAAAAUGACGUCUGAGAAACGAGUGCAGAAAUUCCAUACUGAUGACGCGUCACUACCCAGGUGGGAAGUGUUUCUGAUUGGUUGAACAAAUUUCCUAUGCGGCACGACCAAUCAGAAUCACCACACAGAACUGGGUACUGACACGUCAUCAGUAUGGGAUUUCUACCCUCUUUUUUCAGACGUCAUUUCGCGUGGAAACCAGUGGUGGCGUCCAAAAAUGUCGGCUGUUUUCUCAGGCUAGUAGGUAAGAAAUACAGCUGUUCUUGCUUUUUAACAUCUCUCCUUCUCUCGCUUACUUACUACCCUGUAAUCAGAUUGAAAUGCGCCAAAUUCUGCUAGGGGCUCGAGCCUUUAGAACUAGCGUUUCGAAAAACGAUCGUGUUUUUGUUGCCUUUUUGUUUUUCGUGGUUCCGCGACUGAAGAUAUUCUCUAUUCCUUCCAUGUCUUCUCCUGCCUACACAUACCUUCAUCUAGUUCGUCACGCAAUCAUAUUUCUGAAGUGCGUAACAAAGCGAACGCGGCUUUCAUGCACAGGAGGCUAUAGAGUGACGUAUAAUCUGCUGAUCAGGCGCAGGCUAGGUGAUAUACUAUUGAGGAUAGCCUUGUGAUGGACUGGCGUCCUACCAAGGUGGGGGGGGGGGGGGGGGGGGGAGGAGUAAGACUUUUAAAUGCUCUCGGCCUUUAAUAGAAACGUAACAAAAUGUUGUGGAUAACUUUGUGAUGAACUAGCAUCAUACCAGAUGGGGAAGGGGCAUUGUAAUGCUCCUAUUGCUUAUUCUACAGAGAAUUCUAAAAAUGCAACAGUCGCUACAAGGUUAGCCAAUCACAGGGGUGUCCUUUGAUGGACAUCCAUCCUUUCUAGGCUAGAGUACCUUCCACGUCACUGAAAUUCAGAUAAGGCUCCGGCCGAGUAGUUUUCGUUUGACGUGCGUGAGUCUUUCUGAUCUACCUUUAUGGUUUUUUUCCCUAGGAAACUGUAGUAAAAUACAAAAUUCCCCGAUGCGGCGAUCCAUGCCCCCUGGACCAGUUUGUGAAAAUUGUGACAUCUCUUGCAGUGCGUGAUGUCACUUCUUGGUGUCACGCAUGUAAAAAUACCAAAUUAUCGCAGUGUAAACCCUCAGGAGAAAAUGGUCGAAAAACUAUGUGUCCCGCUGUGAAAAAACCUAAAUUAUCUGGAACCGGUGGCUUUUUUCUCGGUGUGUUUGUCACGCUCCUAGUGGUGAUUUUUAUAACUGCAGUGUGGCACUUUUGGUUGAGGAGACGCUGUCUACCUGGAGGAAGUGGCAGGCGACCGAGGAUUGGACUAUCUGAUUUGGAAAAUGUCCCUUCAACUGGGGUGAUAUGACUGGAAUGACAAUUGAUAGAGCCACGUCUGGCCAAAGUUUUGUCCAGUCUCGGUGUUUGUAUCGCAAAACUACAAAAUACAGUGUUCUGAAACUGGACCGCGUUUACUCUUGCAAAGACUUGUGGGGUCAUUACGGGAGACACGGAAGACCUUAGAUAACAAUGACCUCAACCAGGUUGUGGCGUCCAGCGGUUUUAGUGAAAACAAGGGUUUGACUGGGGUGCUCAGUCUGCGGGCUCAUAAAACCUAGUGUCGGUCAUUCUUAUUUAAGGAUUUUCCUGGGGACACUUCGGUCAGUUAUUAUCGGCCUUUUUUUUCCCCUUGUUCCCAGGAACAAUCCCAGAAGACUUUGCCAGUUUCCUUCUUGGCGUAUGGCGAAUGGGGUGAAGUUACAAUUCCAAAAUUUUUUAAGAAAUUGUAAAUAAAAGUCAAUGAAACCUUAAUGCUAUACACAAAGUUUCAGGAAAUCAGAUAAAAUUCUCUCUAUACAGACUAUUUUCUAACUGACCUCAGGGUAAUGGAUUUUCAUUUUUUCUUGCAUCUUCUUUCGAUCGAAAUGCACCCCGUACAAACACUGUAUUUUGCAGUAUUGUGAUACAAAUAUUUAGCCUGGGUAACCUGUGGUCCGACGCUGAAAAGGUGGCUGAUCGUGGCCGAGCGCGCAAAUGAAAUUUGGGAUCGCUAAGUCAAGAUGGCGAAAAUAAGACCUGCAAUUGUUUAGUCAGCGAAAAUUCCUUAUAGGUUAAUAGGGUUACUAUAUGUUCACAUUUGAUAAGCUAUACUUUGAAGAAGGUCUAAGAAUGAAACUAACUUUCAAACAAUAAGGUUGUAUCCGCGGCAGUUGAUUUUUGCGUCUCAUUAAACUUGUUUUCUAAAUUAUUCUUUUACUUAAAGUACAAGGGAGUGCCAGAAUUGACAGCUCUUGGUGCUCAUUUUUAUUGAAGACUUUUCCAAAAAGUUGUGUUUUUAAGUUGUUCGAUUAUCAUUUUUUUCUUGCAUUAAGAGGGCAAAACACUUGGAUUUUUGCUUCAGUUGAACUCACCUCAAAUUAGUUUUGACGUCAUACCUCGUGUUUAUAGCAACCUACAUGUAUUGCCUCCACAGUUUCUCAAAAUAUGUAUUAAGGAAUAAAUAACUGGCUAGUAAAGAAAUCGAGUUUUCUCUGCGUGUAUUGCAUUGUAUUUAAUUUCGUUAGAAAUAAACAGGCUUG
This is a messenger RNA of Porites lobata, 5964 nucleotides long. NCBI's taxonomy places the organism in Eukaryota, Metazoa, Cnidaria, Anthozoa, Scleractinia, Poritidae. The record is from the annotation of a GenBank genome assembly.